CUUGGUCAUCCGAGGAUUAUCCCGCGGAACCGCGAGAGAAGAAGUCCACUGUGGAGUAGCAGAUGGAGUGUUAGUUGGCGAAGUGGAUGGCAAUCUUGAAGUGAAGAUGACUCAAAUGCAAUAAGAUGUGUGCUUAAUUGGCCAGUAAAAUCAAGUUGACAAGAGAAGAAUGGAGCAAGUACUUGCCGAUGCCAAAUAUCUGGCACAGCGUUUACACCACCAUGACAGUGCAGCUGAUGCAUUGAUUGGAGAUGCCUCAAAUCUUGAGAUUAAAUUGCAGGCUAUGAAAGAGUAUAGAGAAGAGGUGACAAAAUUGAAUGACAUUGCCAAGCACCGGCCACGGAGCACACUUAUUCUUGGAAGUCAGCUAGAGAAUCAACGCAUUUGUGAUUUGGAAAAUGAGAACAGAGAGCUGCAUCUUGCUUUGGCAGAUCACCAAUCCACUCUGGAGUUAAUCAUGAACAAAUAUCGUGAACAGGUGUUGAACCUUUUGACAAACAAAGGAUUAGACAAAUCUGCAAUGGAUCAAAUAAGCAAAAGCUCUGGGGACAUAAGUGCUCUGAAGGAAAAGGUUACAGAAAUGGCUGCAGUUAUGCAAAGGGCAGCUCGAGCUGACGAGGAGGUUGAAAAUACAGAUGUUGAGAUGCUAACAAAGCUCAAAUAUGAAAACAGCACACUGAGAGAGCUACUCAACAUUAGUGGUCACCCAAGGAAGGAAAUCGAAAAAUUGAAACUGAACGAAAAACUCAAAAAAGAGCUAAUGGUAAAUGGAGGUAUCAUUGUACCAGGAGAUGAAGAACAUGCUGCAUACUCGAGUGGAGAAGAACUUGAAAAUCAAACAGGCACAGUUAAAAGAAAGCUAAAAGGCCAGUUAAGUGACUCAUUCGAUGAUGAUAUUGCUAUUGGAAAUCAAAAUAAGGGAAAGAAAGGAAAUAUAGAUGGGUCAGCAGGUGAGGAAUCCAUCGUGGAUGAAAAAGUCCCAAUGCCUGUUGAAUCGUUGAUUUCUGAGACUGCAAAGUCAACCAUUGUUGAAGCUUCUGCGAAAGUGGCCGGAAACUUUGGAGCUGAUGGUGAUAGGCAUAUUGAAAUUAACAAGGCAACUCAGGAAACAUCAAUUUCUUCCUUUGGAGAGAUAGACAAUGAUUAUGUUUCAAGAGACAACACUGAUACCACGAUAACAUCAGAAGGCAAGAAAGCAGAAGCAUCAACUGAGGCCCUUCCUCAAACCGAAAUUUUAGAUUGGGGUCUGAAGAGACGAAAGCAGGAAGAGAUUGUAGAAUUGUACAAUUCAGAAGGAAUUUUACUGGAAGAAGGCGAGGAAACACAUGGUGGAAAAAAUGCAGAUAUUAAAAAGAGCGGUAUUAAGAUAAGAAGGUCGACUAAGCAGAAAAAGGUUAUACAAGCUGAUUUAAAAUCAUUUUUCGGUAGUGAAGAUAUGCAAGAAGAGACAGAUGACAAGUUGAAGUUACAUGAUGGUGAAGAUCAUCAAAAGGAAUGCAAUGAUUUCGAAGAAGGCCUGGAAACAAGACCUGAAGCAGUGGAUGAUACUAAAAACAGCACAGGAGAAGCGAAAAGCAUCUCAGGAGAAGCUGUACAUGGGAUUGAUGAAUCGAUUGAUGAUGAAAUAAUAAAAGCUAUGAACAAUGUAGAAGAAAGCUCAAGGCAAGAAAAGUUGAUUCUUGACAACUUACGUCAGUCUUUUUCUUCAACAGAGAGCCCAGUUGAAAGUCCGAUAGAAAGCCCAGUUGAAAGCCCAGAUCAUGGAGAUUUUUCGCACAGAACUGUGCAGUUGAACUACUCUGAUUCAGAUUCAGAUGAUCCGGAAAUGAUGGUUGAGGAUCAGUUUGCAGAUAUCAUUAACGAUGCCAGUGAUAGUGACAGCAGCGCGGAGGAUUCGGAUGAUAUAACUGAGGAGGAGCUCAUAGGUGAUCUAGACGAAGGAGGGGAAUAUGCUAUGUCAAGGUGGGUUAAUCCAGUUGAUGAGUUCAAGCUCAUGGAAAAUGGUGAUAUGAAACACGAUCUUAUCGAGGGGCUGCAGGUUGGGGAAAAAGAAAAUGGGAAUUCAUUCAAUGGCAGCGAACCAACAAAUGCGAAGGGAAAUGAACAAGCUUCUGUUCCAGAUUUGAAAAAUUAUAAAGAUAAACAUGGCGACCAGGACUAUGCAUUUUCAAAAGCAUUCGUGCAGCUGGACCAGUUUACAGGUGGCAGUAUUGAAGCAAAGUUCGCCAAAAGAAAACGUUAUGAAAAUGGUAGCAGAGCCAGUGCGAUUACGUUGUUUUCAGAGACUCAAGAAAGAGCUGGUGACAGUGCCCGCAGCAACAUACGAUCAGAUUCAGAACUUACUACGAACAAUGAUGACGUUAUUGCCGAGAACCAUCUAGCAAAGUCUGCCUCUGAUCCUCUCUCAUCGAAGACCAAGAAGUCUUCAUCAAUUGAUUCAUCAAUUAAUUUUAGCGCAUCCGAUAGUGUCUCCCCUGAGGAGAGUUCCUCUGGCGAGAUUGAUCCAACAGUCUUCAAAGAGAGACUUUCGGCUCUGCCACAAGGAGACGAGGCUCAAUCGAAAGUAGCUGAAAAUUUGACCAGUUUGCUAAGCGACCUAGACGCUGCUUUGGAACUUGAGGACAGUGAUUGAAACUUUCGCUUCACGUGUGUUAUCUCAGGGGUGUUCUGAUUACAUCAGGCAUCUGUAAUCGCGAAAUGCAACUAAGAUUUGUACAAAGAGAGUGGUUUUAUAUUUGCUUUGUAGACUAAUCAAUUAAUCAAUUCUCAAUCAAUGGAGAUGGUUGAAAGUUACUUUGACGCAAUACGAUUAGUCUUCCUGAAGCUAACAUAACGUAGAAACCUGGAGCUACCUGGCAAACGCUCUCGAACCCGUUUUCUUCAUGAAUUAUAGCCUUCUCGACGGAAGCUUUCUUUUGUUAUGAGAAAGAAGAUUUUCACAACACUUGACAGUGGAAACCAUGGGUUUUAGGUAAUUAGGAAUUAAUAUUUGAAGAAACUACUGACAGCACACUAAAACCCAUAAACAUUGUUAUAGAGUUAUCACAAAUACCCUUCUAAUUCAGUCUGCUAGUGAAGCCAAUGGUAUAAUUGAAGGCAUACUUAAUGAUAAGGGAAAAUUUGUGAUUCAGACUUGCGAGCCACCACGAAAGAUGGAUGAAUUGUUCACCCCAAUUCCUUCAAAGAGUAAAACAUGUCGAAAUAGUUCUCCUACAAACACUUCUCCAUUGUAAAAAAGCAAGAGACAAGUAAGAGAUUGAUAGAAUUAGAGUUAGAUUUAUUUUUAUAACAUUGCAAUGUUGUUUGUAGUAAAUUUGAUUAAAUCUCAACACAUAGUGGAUUUGUGUUUCCAGUUCUGUGUCCAUAACAGCCCUCCUUCUCAUUG
Molecule: messenger RNA, 3385 nt
Organism: Rhopilema esculentum
Lineage: Eukaryota; Metazoa; Cnidaria; Scyphozoa; Rhizostomeae; Rhizostomatidae
Source: RefSeq, a predicted model, not a curated record